This is a messenger RNA of Frieseomelitta varia, 1864 nucleotides long. Its product is annotated as enhancer of split mbeta protein-like. Gene Ontology annotation, biological process: regulation of transcription by RNA polymerase II; regulation of neurogenesis; anterior/posterior pattern specification. Bases 526 to 1206 code for a protein of 226 amino acids. The transcript has a single exon. Gene Ontology annotation, molecular function: RNA polymerase II cis-regulatory region sequence-specific DNA binding; protein dimerization activity; DNA-binding transcription factor activity, RNA polymerase II-specific. The record is from RefSeq and is a predicted model, not a curated record. Gene Ontology annotation, cellular component: nucleus. Lineage: Eukaryota; Metazoa; Arthropoda; Insecta; Hymenoptera; Apidae.
CCUGCGCCGGGCCCAACAGGCCCCCCGAUCUGUGGGAACUGUUCUGCCCGCGAGCUUCCCACGAUACGCUCCGGCUGCUGUGGCUGGCUGUGUGCACGGGCUGCACGGUUCACUCGUGCGUCUCUUCCCCUUUCCGUUUGCCCCUGUCCCCUUCUGGCCGACACCCUUCCCCCCGUGACUGAAGAGUCCCCGGACUGCAGCCACGGAAGGGGCAACGCGAUGGGACAGUUGGUGGGAGGGAUCUCCUCGCGGAGGGUAUAAGUAGCCGAUCCAGUCCCCACCAGAGACUCAGAACCGUCGUGAACACGGUGGGGCACACGGCUAGUCUCGGCACUCCGAGAAAACGCACACAGAAACAAUCUUACACGCAAGCACGCACGCACGCACGCACGCACACGCUUGUCUUGCGUCUUUCAACUCUUAUCAAUCCGAUCGCGGGACACGUCUCGAGUUCCCGUUUCAAUCCGUUUCUGAAUUUUGGUUUGUGACAAGUGGCUAUCUGCGAAGAAUCGGUAAGGGAGAGGCAUGGCACCGCACACCAGCUACACGCCGGUCGCCAGCAUGGAGUACGAAGAGCCAGUGUCGAGGACCUAUCAGUACAGGAAGGUCAUGAAACCGAUGCUGGAGAGGAAGAGGCGAGCGAGGAUCAAUCGCUGCCUCGACGAGCUCAAGGACCUGAUGGUGACCGCUCUGCAGGCCGAGGGGGAGAAUGUGGCCAAGCUGGAAAAAGCCGACAUACUCGAGCUCACAGUCCGUCACCUGCACACGCUACGAGCCGCGAGAAGGCUCACGCUGACGCCGGAGAACAGCUACGCGGACAGAUUUCGCGAAGGAUUCACCCAGUGCGCUCAGGAAGUAUCGUCGUUUCUGUCGACGCCUGUCGCCGCGGCGGUUCACCCAGCCGCCGGUGCCCAAUUGAUGAGACACCUCGGUGGCUGUCUUCGACGACUCGAAGGCCCAACAACGUCCACCACUCUCGCCACCAACGCCGCCUCCACGACGACGACGAUGACAACGACGACGACGUCGUCGACGACGGUGGUGACCAGCGUCGGUAAAACGACACCAGCCGCCACCAAUCCAUCAGCGAACGUGACCGUCAACGUGCCGCAGAACGUUUACACGCCGCCGCAGAGUCCCAUGAGCGUGGCCAGUUCGUCGGGGGAGUCUACGGAAUCCUCGAACGCUGUCUGGCGACCUUGGUGAAGGAUCAUUCUCAUCGAGAGAAUGAAGCUCGACGAUCGAUGAUCCCGAGUUGAUCAAACUCGGUCCCUUCCGGUUCCUUCCUGAAGGCGAAGCAAAAGAGAGACUCGUUGGCCCAGGGAGCGGGCCAGAGGACGAAUAACAAGGAGGGAAAACGACGAAUCAUUUGUCUUCCACACGUUGAAAAUUGUUGGACCUCGUUCGCGUUUGUCGAGGGACUAUAGGACUUUUUGGUUAAUAUACUCGCACAUAGGAUGAUAAAUGUAGUUCUCGUUAAGUAAUUGAUAAUGGUAUCUCGGCACUUUCGUUCACCGAGAGGAGCUCUAUCUUCUCACGCUCUCUUCUUUUUCUCUCUCAUCUCCGCUAUUGUAUUGUAAAUAAAUGAUGAAGCUUUAAGUGACACACGUCUGUGAUAGGGUUCGAUUUUUGUACCUGAGAUGUAAACUAUAUUCUCGUAAAUGUAGAAGGAUUAUUAUUAUUAUUAUUAUUAUUAUUAUCAUUAUUAUUAUUAUUAUUAUUAUAGAUUUUAAUUUGUUACGUUUAAGAGGCAAGAUUCAUUCUCUUUUUUUUUUCUCCUUUUUUUUUUUAGACGUAACGGUGUUUUUGUUAAAACCGAUCGCACGUUGUGCAUAAAUCAAUAAACGCAUUGUUUCAAUCUUAA